AUGACUCUCCUACAUUCUGUCCUCUCCGCAACCAAUUUUCGCAGUCCGUUUCUGAGAAAUCUUGUUCCUUCAAUCGGUCUUGCGUUUGGAAUCCAGGCGAUCGUGGCCAUUCCUUCUAUCCUCGCAAAGUCCGAACGGUUCUACGAUCUCUCUGGCUCUCUGACAUACCUCUCAUGCACUGCGCUGGGUCUGUAUCUACCCGCUAUACGUGCUCGCUCUGCAGCUACUUUGGCGGGAAAGGCUUUACCGGCAUGGCCUAGCUUAUUAAGUGCUUUCAACGGCACAUCAGGACUUUAUGGCUUCAACUGGAGACAAGUGGCUCUCAGUGCUGCUGUGAGCCUCUGGGCCUUUCGACUUGGAACUUAUUUAUUUACACGCAUUCUAUCCUCGGGCGAAGAUUCUCGUUUCGAAAACAUCCGCGGUUCCCCUCCCAAAUUCGCAAUGGCUUUCUUCGUCCAAGCUGCCUGGGUAUUGCUCUGCCUCAUGCCAGUUCUGGCUGUGAGCUCAUUACCGGCAUCAACAUUUACUGCUCUCGGAGGAUUAGUCUCGAUCACCGACAUUAUUGGCUUCCUCCUCUACAUCGGAGGAUUCAGUUUUGAGAUCAUAGCCGACGCACAAAAGAGUCGGUGGUCGCAAGAGAAGAAAGAGAAGAAACACGACGAGGAUUUCCUGACCCGUGGGCUAUGGAGUAAGAGUCGACACCCCAACUAUUUUGGUGAGAGCACAUUGUGGACGGGCAUCGCCACAUUGGCCGCUGGCGUCCUCGCUUCGGAUGCUGGUGUUGCUGGGAUGGGCCUUGCAGGUGGUCUUCCUGGAAAGGCGAUCGCUAUUCUGAGCGCCGGAGUCAGUCCUGCCUUUGCUACUUUCUUGCUUCUCAAAGUUUCCGGGGUGCCUCUGAGCGAGAAGAAGUAUGAUCGGAGAUACGGUGAUCGAGCAGACUAUCAGAAAUGGAAGAAGAAGACGCCCAUGUUCGUCCCGAAGCUGUGA
Messenger RNA from Rhinocladiella mackenziei CBS 650.93, 987 nucleotides. RefSeq lists its product as uncharacterized. The record is from RefSeq and is a predicted model, not a curated record. Gene Ontology annotation, cellular component: membrane. Lineage: Eukaryota; Fungi; Ascomycota; Eurotiomycetes; Chaetothyriales; Herpotrichiellaceae. The transcript has 2 exons. The coding region runs from base 1 to 987 and encodes 328 amino acids.